Messenger RNA from Penicillium digitatum Pd1, 1245 nucleotides. It is a transcript of the gene trm10, whose product is annotated as tRNA (guanine(9)-N(1))-methyltransferase. Gene Ontology annotation, biological process: tRNA N1-guanine methylation. Gene Ontology annotation, cellular component: nucleus. Lineage: Eukaryota; Fungi; Ascomycota; Eurotiomycetes; Eurotiales; Aspergillaceae. Gene Ontology annotation, molecular function: tRNA binding. The record is from RefSeq and is a predicted model, not a curated record.
AUGGGGGAGCAAGAACGGCCUCGCAAAUUGGCAAAAUUGGACCACGACGAAAAUACCACCUACGAGGUGCUCGGCCCUGCCAUGACUGGAGCCCGCGAUGUUGCCGGCAACGAACUAGAGCCCGCGUGCGCUCAGAUUGGGAACGAACCGCUCGAUCUCUCAGAAUUUACGGUCCACAAGGAGGAAAAACCAGCUAUUGAAUCUGCAGCUCACGAUGGCGCCCAAGGAGCCCCACCUGUUAUGUCAAAAAAUCAGAUGAAGAAGCUACGCCGCGCGGAGGCCCAUCAGCAGAAGCGCGCUCUUCAAAAGGCCCAGAAGAAGGACAAGAUCGUUGAAAAGCGAGAGCGUCGCAAGGCUAUGGUUGAGGAGGCAAGGGAAAAAGGUGGCGAGGAAGCUGUCAACAAGCUACGGGCGUUGUGGCGAGGCAAGAAAGCCAAGCACACCAGGUCAACACUACUACCUCUGACGUUCGUGAUGGAUUGCGGCUACGAUGAGCUGAUGUCCGAAAGAGAGCGCAUCUCAUUGGCUGGCCAGCUCACGCGAUCAUACUCAGACAACAGCCGAGCAGUCUACAACGGGCACAUGAUAUUCUCGUCAUUCGACAAAUUACUGAAAGAGCGAUUCGACACCGUAUUGGCGUGCCACAAAAACUGGAAGCGUAUUCGGUUUUUGCAGGAAGAUUUUGUGCAAGCUGGUGAGCUGGCCAAAGAACAGAUGACAGCCGCGCGAGGAGGUCAACUUGCUGGGCCGUUCGCCGAACAGACUGAUGCGAAGCCAGAGGACGGGGAAAUCGUCUAUCUCAGCAGUGAUAGUGAGAAUACUUUGACCGAGCUGAAGCCCUACAGCACUUAUAUUGUCGGAGCGCUAGUGGAUAAAAACCGACACAAGGCAGUCUGCUACAACCAGGCAGUUGAAAAGGGCAUCAAAACUGCUAAGUUGCCUAUCGGACAGUACAUUCAAAUGGCGCAUCGUCCGGUACUGGCCACCAAUCAUGUCAUUGAGAUCAUGCUUCAAUGGCUGGAGCUUCGUGACUGGGGCAAGGCGUUCAUGAAGGUCAUUCCUACCCGGAAAGGCGGCGCCUUGAGGGAAAACCCGAACGAAACCCAGAACGAGGGUGAGGAAAAUGCCGAAAAUGAUACUGAAGAUGUGAACGAGGAGGAUAUGGAAGCAGACCAGAUGAAGCAGUUGGAAGAGAUCGCAGCUUUUGAGGAAGGAAGUGCGGACGAAAAUGAAGAAAAGGAAUAG